This is a messenger RNA of Sipha flava (yellow sugarcane aphid), 796 nucleotides long. It is a transcript of the gene Spase22-23, whose product is annotated as signal peptidase complex subunit 3. The transcript is spliced from 5 exons. Gene Ontology annotation, cellular component: signal peptidase complex; membrane. The record is from RefSeq and is a predicted model, not a curated record. Gene Ontology annotation, biological process: protein targeting to ER. The coding region runs from base 169 to 699 and encodes 176 amino acids. NCBI's taxonomy places the organism in Eukaryota, Metazoa, Arthropoda, Insecta, Hemiptera, Aphididae.
CUGUGAUAAUAGCGUCACCCGUUAAAAAAAAAAGGAAAAAGUGUUUACGUUUACGUAUUUUUAAUCCGACAAUCAUCUAACAGACGAAUUCUAUACUUUUGAUAAACAGUAAUUUUCUAGCCGGUCACUAGGCGUUUCAAAAAAACUUUGUUUCUCCGUGCCCCUUCAAUGCAUUCAUUACUUUCUCGAGGUAAUUCGGUGCUGGCGUACACGUUGAGCGUGCUCGUUACGCUUACGUUCGCUUGUUUUCUGUCCACAAUUAUGGUCGACUAUCGGACGGCAACCGAAAUGAAGACGCUCAAAAUCGAAGUGAAAAACUUACCAGAGUAUGGUGUUUCCAAGAAAGUUAACGACUUGGGUCAUAUUACGUUCAAUCUUAAUGCAGAUCUCACUAGUCUGUUCAAUUGGAAUGUAAAACAACUGUUUGUUUACCUGACUGCUGAGUAUCAGACACCGACUAACACACUAAAUCAAGUAGUUCUGUGGGAUAAAAUAAUUUUAAGAGGUGAAGAUUCAAAUCUGCGUCUAAAAAAUAUGCGUACAAAAUAUUACUUUUGGGAUGAUGGAAAUGGUUUAAGAGACAAUAAGAAUGUGACUCUAUCACUGUCAUAUAACAUCAUACCAAAUGUAGGUCGGCUGCCAAUAAUAGGUGCUAUUGGAUCUCAUUCAUUUAGUUUCCCAGCGGAAUACACACGAUGAUGACAAUACAUUGUUCCUGAUUUGAAAAUAUCAAUAUUUUAAUAAAAUGUGUUAAUAUUUUUUUUUCUCUUCAAAAUGAUUGUAUUAUUUUUUUAAU